AUGAAAAAGUUGAGAGAAAAGUUAGCCGAAUGAAUGAGAGGAGAGAUAAAAAGGAGGGGACACACUAAACAACUUUAGUCUAUCAUUUCCUGUAAACAUUAGAAAAUAUAUUCCUAACGUAUUAUUGGAGACAUUUAUUAGAACCCAACGUUCACAUGUGUUGAGAAAGAUGAAGCUCUUCUUCUGUGCAAUUGUGCUGCUAUGGGCAUCCUCCGCGGAGUGCCAGCAAAGAGGUCUCUUCCCUGCCAUCCUCAACCUGGCCAGUAAUGCAGAGAUCACCACCAACGCCACCUGUGGAGAGCCUGAGCCAGAGAUGUACUGUAAACUGGUGGAACACGUACCAGGACGACGCAUCCGCAACUCCCAGUGUCGAACCUGUAAUGCCCAGAGUCAAAACCCCAAAGAGCAACAUCCAAUCACCAAUGCUAUUGACGGCACCAAUGGGUGGUGGCAGAGCCCAAGCAUAAAAAAUGGCCGCCAGUUCCACUUGGUGACCAUCACUCUGGAUUUACGACAGAUUUUCCAGGUGGCCUACAUCAUAAUCAAGGCAGCCAACUCCCCUCGUCCCGGUAACUGGGUGCUGGAGCGUUCUAUGGACGGUGUGGAGUACACACCCUGGCAGUACUACGCCAUCAGCGACACAGAAUGUCUGACCCGCUACAACAUCACCCCUCGCUUCGGACCCCCCACCUACAAACGAGACGACGAGGUCAUCUGUACCUCCUACUACUCACGUCUCGUACCCCUGGAGCACGGAGAGAUCCACACGUCUUUGAUCAACGGGCGGCCCAGUGCUGACCAACUGACCCCAGAGCUGCUAGACUUCACCUCAGCCCGCUACAUCCGGCUGCGUCUGCAGAGGAUCCGCACGCUCAACGCCGACCUCAUGACCCUCAGCUACCGUGACCCUAAGGAGGUGGACCCCAUCGUCACCAGACGGUACUACUAUUCCAUCAAGGACAUCUCAGUGGGCGGGAUGUGCAUCUGUUACGGCCACGCCCAGAGCUGCCCCUGGGACCCCGUUGCCAAGAAGUUGCAGUGUGUGUGUGAGCACAAUACGUGUGGGGAGAGCUGUAAUGAGUGUUGCCCCGGCUACCACCAGGAACCGUGGCAACCGGGAACCCUCUCCAACGGCAACACAUGCGAGAAAUGUAACUGCCACAACAAGGCCGAGGACUGCUAUUACAACCAAACUAUGGACGACCACAAGAUGAGCAUGAACUCGCAUGGUCACUUCCAUGGCGGGGGUGUGUGUAUCAAUUGUACCCAGAACACGGCCGGUGUCAACUGUGAGACCUGCACAGAUGGCUUCUACAGACCCCACGAGGUGUCGCCCUACAGUGAGAACCCAUGUGUGGAGUGUGGCUGUGACAUGAGGGGGUCUUUAACUCCUGCCUGCAUCAGAGAUGACAACCACGCCAAGUUGGAGAAAGGUCUGAACCCAGGCCAGUGUCUGUGUAAAGAGGGCUUUGUGGGUGAGCGCUGUGAACGCUGUGCCUUUGGCUACAGGGACUUCCCCCUGUGUUCACGCUGUGAGUGCAGUUUGGAAGGCAGCCUCAACAUYGACCCCUGCACAGAGUGCAUCUGCAAGGAGAACGUGAUGGGGGCCAACUGUGACCUGUGUAAGCAGGGUUUCUACAACCUGGAGGAACGUAACCCAGAGGGUUGCACAGAGUGUUUCUGCUUCGGUGUGUCUGACGUGUGUGAGAGUUCACCCUGGUCUUUGUUUCAGACUGUUCACUCCAAUGGAUGGCUCCUUCCUACCCAAAGCGUCUCCAUCUACACGGCACCCCUCACUGAUGACGACAACAACCUCAUUGUCCCCAGCAUCACCAUGAUCCAGUCGUACCGYUUUGUGUCUACCUGGGCCGCUCCAGAGGGUUUCCUGGGGAACAGGCUGACAUCAUACGGAGGGCUUUUAAACUACACUGUGGCCUAUGAUGUUUCUGUGGACAAUGUGGACAAUUCUCUGCCAUCACAGUUUGAUUUGAUUAUUGAGGGGAACGGGAGAACCCUGCGUCAGACGCCCACCAAGCAGCUCUUCCUGACGCCCCUGCGGGAGCAGCUUGUUUCCGUGGAGCUCCUACCGCAGGGCUUCGUAGACCUACACACAGGCCAGAGGGUUGACAGGGACGAGCUGAUGACAGUACUGGCGGACUUGGCCGGACUGAGGAUCAGAGGCCACCUCAAUGCCAGCGCAGAGGGGGCACUCAGGUUGAGCACCGUAUCUCUGGACAUGGCAGACAUCAGGGCUGCUAACCCAGUCCAGGCCUGGAACGUGGAGCAGUGUGAGUGCCCCUGGGGCUACUUGGGCACAUCCUGUGAGUAUUGUUCAUCUGGAUUCUAUCGCGUCGGCGGGAUCCUGUUCGGAGGUAACUGUCUCCAGUGUGAGUGUAAUGACCACGCUACAGAAUGUGACAUCAACGGAGUCUGUCUGGACUGUACCCACAAUACCACUGGGCCCCACUGUAACCAAUGCCUUCCCGGUUACUAUGGCGACACCUCAGAUGGCACCCCGGAGGACUGCCAGAGAUGUGCCUGCCCGCUGAUAGUGGCGACGAACAAUUUCAGCCCCACCUGUUUCCUGGAGGGCCCUGGACAGGUGACAUGUGACCAGUGCCAGCAGAGCUACACUGGGACUAAGUGUGAGAGGUGUGCUAAUGGUUACCAUGGCGACCCGGCGGUGGAAGGCAAGGAGUGUGUGCUGUGUGAGUGUAAUGGAAACGUGAACCCCUGGGACCCGGGUCACUGUGACACCAGCAGCGGUGUGUGUCUGAAGUGUCACAGCCACACCAGCGGAGACGACUGUGAGAGGUGUGAGGACGGCUACUAUGGUGACGCCAUCACUKCCAAGAACUGCCAGGCUUGCAGUUGCCAUGGAAAUGGGUCAUACUCGGCCAUGUGUGACCUGCUCACUGGACAGUGUACCUGCAAACCCAACGUAGUGGGAGAGAAGUGUGACCAGUGUCAGGUGGGCUUCCACAGUCUUCUCAGUGGACAGGGGUGCAGAGACUGUAACUGUAGCCAAUCAGGAUCUGUGUCCACAGCAUGUGAGGAGGAGGGGCAGUGCCAAUGCAUCCCAGGGGUGGCGGGRGACAAAUGUGACCGCUGUUACCAUGGUUACUUCAACUACCAGGACAGCGGGUGUACACAGUGUGAGUGUGCCCACACCCACGGAAACUGUAACGCGACAACAGGCAAGUGUAUCUGCCCUCCCCACACCAUAGGAGAGAAGUGUGAGUUGUGUGAGGAAGGUCACUGGGGUCACGACACUGUGGCAGGUUGUAAGUCAUGUGAUUGCAGUGAGGCGGGCAGUUCUGCUGCCCAGUGUGACCUCACCAAUGGGCAGUGCCUGUGCCGCCCGGAUUUCGCCAGUGAGAAAUGUGACCAGUGCACCAUGGGCUACAGGGGCUACCCAGAAUGCACGGCGUGCAACUGCAACAUCAACGGCACCAGAGAGGAGUUCUGUGAUAAGGAACUGGGCCUGUGCAGCUGUGAGGCCCCAGGGAACUGUGUGUGCAAGGACAAUGUGGGCGGAGGAGGCUGUGAUGAGUGUAAGAAGGGAUCCUUCGGCCUAUCUGGUCCUAACCCGGCCGGCUGCAGCCCCUGUUUCUGUUUUGGAGUCUCCUCAGACUGUGAGGAGCUCGGUGGGAUGGUCCGUGUACCGAUCACACUGGGGUCUGACCCAGAGCUGCUGCAUGUGGUCAGUCAGAGUGACCCCCAGGGCAGUGUGGAAGGGGUCUACCACCAGGCCUCAGACAUGCUGCUGGACACCAGGGAGAUAGAAAACAUCACACUGCCUGGACCCUACUACUGGAGGCUUCCCAAACACUACCAGGGAAAUAAGUUGUUGUCGUAUGGAGGGAAGCUGUCCUACGUGGUGGCGUUCUAUGCUCUGGAUGGGGCCGGCCUGGCCAACUACGAGCCUCAGGUCCUGAUGAGGGGGGGUCAUCUGGGAAAGAAGGUCAUCUACAUCGAUAUGCCUGCCCCUGACAACAGGGUCAAAACACGUCAGGACGUCCCACUGACCGAGCACAAGUGGAAGUAUUUCAACUCUGUGUCAGAGAAAGCUGUGAGUCACUCUGACUUCAUGGCAGUCCUGAGCAACAUCGAGUACAUCAACAUCAAGGCCUCGUAUGGUACAGGGUUGCAGCAGAGCAGAAUCUCCAAUAUCACCAUGGAUACGGCCCUAGAGGUGGAGGAGGGGUCAGAGGGUUUGGAGGUGGCGUGUCUGAUAGAGACCUGUGACUGUCCAGCUGGCUACGCUGGACUGUCCUGCCAGGAGUGUGCCCCCGGCUACUACCGCCAACCAGUGACUGAGCUGAACAUGCGGGGGAAGAGACCCCUGAUCCAGCCCUGCGUGCCUUGCCAGUGUAACAACCACAGCCAGGCCUGUGACCUGGACACAGGAGAAUGCCUGGGCUGCCAGCACAACACAGCAGGCGAGCACUGUAACGUGUGCGGCUCUGGGUACUAUGGGAACGUGAAGGGCUCCGUCAGUGACUGCUCUCUGUGUGCCUGCCCCCUCAAAGAGAACAGCUUCAGUCCUACCUGUGCAAUGGAGGGAGUGAUGGGAGACUUCCGCUGUAACGCCUGCAAGUCUGGUUAUGAGGGACGCUACUGUGAGAGGUGUUCAGUGGGUUACUAUGGGAACCCGUUUGGUCCAGGAGGGAAGUGUGAGGCGUGUCAGUGUAGUACUGCAGGUUCUUCUCAUCUAGUGUGUGACUCUCUGAAGGGCCAGUGUGAAUGUAAGGCCGGGGUCAGGGGACAUUUGUGUGACAAGUGGGAGGCGAGACACGUCCUGGACGGGGACCAGUGUGUCUCGUGUGAUGAUGAGUGUACGGGGAUCCUCCUGGAUGACCUGGAUGCAUUAGAGAGCUCCUUCCUGUCUGUCAACCUGACCGGGGUCAUCCUGUCCCCCUACAGCACACUGGUCAGCCUGGAGAAUGACACACGAGAGGUCAAGAGUCUGAUGUCUUGGGAAAGUAGCCCAGCAUAUCACCUGAACAGGGCGGAGGAGGACUUGACAAAUCUCACCCAGGACAUAGACGGACUGCUACGGAAGGCUACAGGGCUGUCUGCUGAUGGAGAGGAAGUGGCUCAGUCCACAGAGAACAGCAUUACCCAGGGGGCCAAGUUUCUGGAGUACAUCACCACCAUUCACACUGCCAUACAAGUCCUGGCGGAGGAAGCUGCCGAUCUGAACAGGACAGAGAACGUGGAGAAGGACGAGGCUAACAGCACACGUCUAUGGGAGCAGGUGGCGGCCAUGUUGGAAACCAUCAAAUUAGUCAACCUAUCCCAGGCCAAUACCAGCGUCUCUACAGAACUCAGUGCUACUGAGGCUCUCCUCCAGAGGGUGCUGAAGGACAUUCUGGAACCCCAGGGGGCGAUAGAGUCCCAGACCCUCAACAUCUCUACCACCCUGACUGAACACCACCAACAGCUAGAGGAUGCCCAUGCCCUACUGAUGACUGCCAGGGAGAACAACAACCACACACACACCCUGCUGGGGAGCAUCCACACCAACCUACCAGAGUACCAGGGUCUGAAGCAGAAUGUGAGCUGGCUGAAGCAGACAGCAGAAACCCAACUAGAGGAGACUCAGGACAUCCUGGCGGAUGCUGUCAAUCUAGCAGAGGACAUGAGCAACAUCACCUCUCACCUGGGAGGGGCCAAGGACCAGCUGGAGCAGUGGAACCCCAUGUGGAAGCAUGUGGACACGCUGGUGAUGGAGCUGAGGAAGAAAGAUGCUCUGGAGCUGGUCUACAAGGCUGAGGACCACGCCCGACUCAGCAAGAAGGCCCAGGGUCUGCAGAGCUCUCUAGUGGAGGUGAUGAAUACCACUCUGAACGCCACCAGUGCAGAGCAUGGCAACUCUAACAUCAGAGCUAACGUCCAGCCUGCAGAGGAGAUGGCUAACCUAGCCAACCUGACCGCUACUAUGGCCCUCAAUAUGGUGAGUCAACACUAAUCUAGUGGACAUCAGUAUCAACAUCAAUAUAGAAUAGAAUAAUGGUCCCAAAUCUAUUCGGCCGAGAGUCUAACCCUGAGAAACAGCACUGAGGGUCUCCUGGCAAACAUCAGUGAUGUGACAGAUAGAAUGGCCUUGCUGAAAGAGAAACUCUGUAACACCAGCCGUCUCAUCCCAGAGCAAGGCGCCCUGCUCCACAGCCUGCCCAACGGCACCAGUGAGCAGGUGCUGGACGCCAAGGAGCAGGCUGCCUUGGCCAACGCUUCCCUACAGAGGGCGCUGGAGCGCCUGGAGGAGCUCCGGGUCAGACUGGAGAAGUCCAGCACGGCUGUGGCCCAGGCCAGAACCAGCAUCUCCAACACCAACCAGCUGUUCUCCGACUCACAAUCCACUGCCAGUACAGCUGAGUCUAAGCUGAAGGAGGCAGAGAGUCGUACAGAGAGACUGUAUGACCGUCUCAAACCCCUCAAGACCCUGGGGGAGAACCUGAGCAGAAACCUGUCUGAGAUCAGAGAGAUGAUACGCCAGAUCAAGGUGGCAGUGCUGGCAGACAAAAACUGUGUGAGGGCCUACAAACCUGAGGUAUCCUCCAGUAACUUCAACACUCUUACCAUGACCGUCAAGACCAGCGAGCCUGACAACCUGCUCUUCUACAUGGGCAGCAGCUCCAGCGUGGACUUCAUGGCGGUGGAGAUGCAGCAUGGCAAGGUGGCGUACCUGUGGGACGCGGGUUCAGGCCACGCCAAGCUGGAGUACCCCGACGUCCAGAUCAACAACAACAAGUGGCACCGCAUCAACGCCACGCGCUUUGGGAGGCACGGCACACUGUCAGUCCACCAGCUGGAUUCAGAACCCCUGCCCGCGGUCAAGACCACCUCACCAGGCUCCACUACGAUCCUGGAAGUCAACAAAUCCACCCUGAUAUUCGUUGGUGGCCUGGGAGGCCAGAUCAAGUCCUCUGUGGUGAAAAUGACCCAGUUUAAGGGCUGUAUGGGGGAGGCGUCGCUCAACGAGAAGAACAUCGGGCUGUGGAACUACGCUGAGAGGGAGGGCCAGUGUCGCGGCUGCUUCAUGAGUCCCCAGACAGAGGAGACGUCCUUCCACUUUGAUGGCAGUGGCUACUCAGUUGUAGAGAAACCCCUCCGCUCCACCUCCACCUCCAUCGUCAUGCUGUUCAAGACCCUCUCCCCCAAUGGCCUGCUGCUCUACCUGGCCUCCAACGGCACGAGGGACUUCCUGUCCAUUGAGCUGGUGGAGGGCCAAGUGCGUCUGACCUUUGAACUGGGCUCUGGCCCUCUGACUCUCACCUCCAACAAAGCCUACAACACCGGCAGCUGGUACAAGAUCACCCUGCAGAGGAACAAACGCAAAGUUUAUAUGGCGGUGAUGGCGGCAGACAACUCAUCAGAGAAAGAGAUCAUGGAGGCGGAGUCUCCUGGGACCGCCUCCGACCUCAACCGCUCCGACCUGGACCCAAUCUACAUCGGGGGACUGCCCAUGUCUCGCCCUAUUAGGAGACAAGUAGUAGCACGGUCCUAUGUGGGCUGCAUAAAAAACAUGGAGAUUGCCCGCUCCAACUUUGACCUGCUCCGAGACUCCUAUGGUGUCAAGAAAGGCUGUGUGUUAGAGCCCAUCCGCAGUGUGUCUGUACUGAGAGAGGGCUAUGUGGAGCUGCCGUCUGUGUCUCUCGACCCCCAGGGGGAGCUGUUGGCCUCCUUCUCUACCCGCAAUGACACUGGCAUAAUCCUGGCAGGCUUCAGCAAGGCAGGCACCCGCAAAAGCAGACAGGCUCGCCAGCCCUUCCUGGCAGUCAUGCUGAUUUCGGGGCGCUUGGAGGUUCAUGUCAACAUGGCAGAGGGCGGGAGCGUCCACAAGGUUGUGGUCAAAUCACGCUCUGGGAGUUUCAGUGACGGACAGGAGCACUCGGUCAUCUUGCAGAGGAACAGGAAGAUGCUGGUUGUACUAGUGGAUGAGGACCACCAGGAGAUGGUACGUCUGUCCUCAGAGAAGGCCUCUCUGACCCUCACCUCUCUGUACAUGGGCGGGGUCCCACCAGGAGAGGGCGCCGGGCUGCUCCGAACCACCUCCUCCUUCUACGGCUGCAUCAGGAACCUGGCCCUGGACGCCAAGUUGUUGGACCUGUCAGCUGCUGUGAGGUACCACAAUGUGGACAUGGACAGCUGUCUAUUGGAGGAGAGGCCUAAAAGGGUCCUCCUACCUGACGACACUGACCUAGAGGCCGAGCCCACUCCGGACCCUGCCAGAACCCCUCCACCACCCCCCGGCCAGCUCAACGCGCUCACCCCCGGCACACUAACGUGUGCAUCGAUGGACAACACCUCAUCCAUCCCAGAGGCCCAGCAGUUUGGCAUCUCCAGACACAGUCACAUGGUCCUCAGCAUCAACCCCAACACAGUGAGGAGGAGUUUCUCUCUGGAGCUGUCGGUGCGUACCUAUGCCCAGAGUGGUUUGAUCUACUACAUGGCCCAUGCCAACCAGAUGGACUACGCCACUCUGCAGCUGCUGGGAGGACAUCUGUUCUUCACCUGUGACAAGGGCAGCGGCCCUGCCACCGCCACCUUCCCUGUACCCGUCAACGAUGGCCAGUGGCACACAGUGAAGACAGACUUCAAUAAGAAGAGUGUGGUUAUCAGUGUAGACGGCCAGCCGUCAACUCCAGUGCCGGCUAAAGGAAACACUCUGGAUGUGGAGAACAAGCUGUAUCUGGGAGGACUGCCCCAGACCUACACCGCCAAGAAGAUAGGCAACGUGACCCAUAGCUUGGCAGGCUGCAUCCAGAAGGUGAUGCUGAACAGUGUUAAGCUGGACACCCAGAAUCCAGUGUCUGAACAAUCCACUGCGCACUGCUUCGCCGCAGCCCAGGACGGGACCUUCUUCAAUGGGAGCGGAUACGCUGCUCUGAUAAAGAAUGGGUACAAAGUGGGCUCAGAUAUGGAGGUGGCUCUGGAGUUCCGCAGCACAGUGCCGGAUGGAGUCCUCCUCGGGGUCAGCAGCGCCAAGGUGGACGCCAUCGGACUGGAGCUAGCCAACGGACAGGCGGUGUUCCACGUGAACAACGGUGCCGGGCGGGUGUCGGCCACUUCGCGGCUGGGCUGGUGGCUGUGUGACGGCCGCUGGCACACCCUGCUGGCAAAGAAGACCAAGAACGCUCUGAGUCUGACCGUGGACGGAGUCACGGUGCUCACCGACAACCCCCACCCCCAGUCCACCUCGGCUGAGACCAAGGACCCGGUCUACGUGGGAGGCUUCCCCGUCGGAGUGAAACAGAACUGCCUGACAUCCAGAAUGCCGUUCCGUGGUUGUAUGCGUAACAUCCGCUUGAUCAAGGGUCACAUGACCAACAUCCUGGACUUCAGUACCGCCUUCACUCUCCAAGGAGUGUCACCCCACUCCUGCCCUAGCACCGCCACAUAACCUUGCCACAACCAUACCAGAACUUUACCAGCCAUACCAAACCAUUCCAUAUCUAACGCUAUGACCCUGUGAUUUGACCAUCGAAAUUUGACCUAUGAAAUGACUUCCAUUUGUAAUGUUUUGUAAAGAAAGAUUGAAGUAAUGUUUGAUCAAUGCGAAUUUUCUAUUUUUUUUCUUUUCUUUUUUUAUCAACUCAUUUUCUAACAUGAUUCCAAGUGUUGGUGUGCAUGUUCUUUUGUGCAUUUUGACUCCCCAAAAUUAAUUGGACAAUAGAAUGUCUUAGUUUUUAUAUGUGAUGUUCUAGAAAAGUAAUAUUUGUUAAUAAAAUACUUUAAAAAAUAUAGCUUACUUAAAAAAAGAUGUGUAUUGUAGUGAAGUCAUAGUUGCUCUGUAGGCUCCAUUACUAUAGGCCCGCCCACAUAUUAUGCAGUGCAUAACACAUUUGUCAAAGCUGCUUCCAAAGCUGUUAUCCGUUCUAUAGCAUGUCUGUUUGUCUUUCUGCAUAGUUUCCCAGGAGUACCUGCAGAAGAAUGUUCUGCAUCUAGUGUUCAUGCUAUUUUGGGGGAGAAACUGAGCUGAUUUUUUUCUAACAUAUUUCACAACACAGUUCAGGCAAGAGAAAGACAACUCCAUUUUUAACUUGACGUUAUAUUCAGUUGUUACUGUGUCAGAUACAUUGUGCCACUUGGCCAAAACUGUCAACAGUGGUCAAAUAAUAUUCAUAAAAUAAAUGCAAAUUAAAAAAAUGCUAAAUCAGUAUUCUAUAUACAGAAAAUACACACAUAGUAAGAGUCUAUGGUGCACAAUCAUUUACAAAAAAUGUUUACACACUGGCUUUGGAAGGAUGAAAAUAAU
Molecule: messenger RNA, 10264 nt
Organism: Salvelinus sp. IW2-2015
Lineage: Eukaryota; Metazoa; Chordata; Actinopteri; Salmoniformes; Salmonidae
Source: RefSeq, a predicted model, not a curated record